Molecule: messenger RNA, 510 nt
Organism: Mytilus californianus (California mussel)
Lineage: Eukaryota; Metazoa; Mollusca; Bivalvia; Mytilida; Mytilidae
Product: prostatic spermine-binding protein-like
Exons: 8
Coding region: 1-510 (169 amino acids)
Source: RefSeq, a predicted model, not a curated record
AUGCAUAUUGUUACUGAUGUUAGAAGAAAAUUAUUUGAUUUGACUCCUUUUCUGGAAUCUGAUGACAGUGAUGACACUGAUUCAGCACAUAUUGAGAAUGAUGGAUUAUCAGAUGGUAUAAAAUCUGAUGAUAAUGAUCAUGAUGAUGACACAGAUUUAGCAAAAAUUGAAAGUGAUGGACUAUCAAAAGGAAAAUUAUUUGAUUUGACUCCUUUUCUGGAAUCUGAUGACAGUGACGACACUGAUUCUGCAAAGGUUGAAAAUGAUGGAUUAUCAAAAGGAAAAUUAUUUGAUUUGACUCCUUUUCUGGAAUCUGAUGACAGUGACGACACUGAUUCAGCAAAGGAAAAUGAUGGAUUAUCAAAAGUAUCAUUGACAAAUAAUAGCAUUGAUGAGAAUACAGAUGAUGAAAGUGAUGAUACUGAUGAUGAUAAUACAACAUCUUAUUGUUUGCAGUCCUAUGAAGAUGAAAAUUUUGAGAAAAUUGUUAGUUUUGUUAAGAAACUGUAA